This is a messenger RNA of Plasmodium adleri (nom. inval.), 1947 nucleotides long. Its product is annotated as phosphopantothenoylcysteine synthetase, putative. The transcript has a single exon. The record is from RefSeq and is a predicted model, not a curated record. Gene Ontology annotation, cellular component: nucleus; cytoplasm. NCBI's taxonomy places the organism in Eukaryota, Apicomplexa, Aconoidasida, Haemosporida, Plasmodiidae. Gene Ontology annotation, biological process: coenzyme A biosynthetic process. The coding region runs from base 1 to 1947 and encodes 648 amino acids. Gene Ontology annotation, molecular function: phosphopantothenate--cysteine ligase activity.
AUGAAAGAAGAAUAUUUUGCAGAGGAUCCCAAGUUUUUCAAUAAAAAAUUAAGACCAAAAAAUUUGGAUGAAAUUUUAAAAUUUUUAAAAGAAAAGUUCAUAUUAAAUGAUGAAGAUAAAAUAGUAUUGAUUACAUCAGGUGGUACUAAAGUACCACUAGAAAAAAUCGAGAUAAGAAAUAUUGAUAAUUUUUCUACUGGUAAAAGAGGAACAUUAAUAUGUGAAUAUUUUUUGAAAAUAAAUAAGAAAGUAAUAUUUUUACAUAGAAAAGGUUCAUAUAUACCUUUUGAAUAUCAUUUAAAAGAUUUAGCAAAAAUGGAAAAUUUAAAAGUUGAAGAAAAUAAUAUUAGAUUUAAUUUAAAAAAAGAAAAUGAAACAAAUAUUUUAAUAGAUAAUUUGCAAAAUUAUAAAAUGUAUUAUAAUAACCUUCUUCUAAUUUCAUAUGAUACUAUAUUUGAAUAUGGUUUUUAUUUAAUCGAAAUUAGUAAUUUAUUAAAUCAACAUAUGAUAAACAAAUAUCAAAAUACUUUUUUAUUAAAAAAUAUAUAUCAUAAAUUAAAACAAGAACAAAAUAUAAAUAAUUUAUUAUUAUAUGAAAUUUUUUAUUCAACAAAUAAUAUAUUAAAUGAUAUGCUAUUAUUUUUUUCGUCUAUACAAAAUAAGAAAUGUUCUGAAAUUAUUACACAUCAAAAUCAAUCUUACAAAUUAUAUUAUAAAUUAUUGUUAUUCUUAAACUUGCGUUUUGAUGUAUAUUCAAAUAACCAAUUUUUUAUAAACUUACAACUAUUUUUUAAAUAUAUUUUUUCUUUAUUAAGUAAUAUUAUACAAAUGAAAGAAAACUAUAAUAUACAACAGGAGGAUAUACAAAAUAUAGUUUAUUAUAUACAAUUGCUUAUAAAAAAUUUUAACUCGGAAGUACUUCAUGAUAAUAUAAAAGAAGAAGAAAUGGUACAAAAUAAUAUGAACAGUAAUAAUAUAAAUGAACAAAUGAACCAAAAUAAUAUGAGCAGUAAUAAAAUAAAUGAAGAAAUGGUACAAAAUAAUAUGAACAGUAAUAAUAUAAAUGAACAAAUGAACCAAAAUAAUAUGAGCAGUAAUAAAAUAAAUGAAGAAAUGGUACAAAAUAAUAUGAACAGUAAUAAUAUAAAUGAACAAAUGAACCAAAAUAAUAUGAGCAGUAAUAAAAUAAAUGAAGAAAUGGUACAAAAUAAUAUGAACAGUAAUAAUAUAAAUGGAGAAAUGGUACAAAAUAAUAUGAACAGUAAUAAAAUAAAUGAACAAAUGAACCAAAAUAAUAUGAACAGUAAUAAAAUAAAUGAAGAAAUGGUACAAAAUAAUAUAAAAAAUAUCCACAAUAUUAAUCAUUGUGAUGAUAAUAAAAUAAACAACGCAGAUAAUAAUUUAUCAAAUACAGAUACAUAUAAGUUACAUAAUAACAAUCUUACACAUAAUGAUUAUCAUUUAAAUAAUUUUUCAUUUAAUAUAAAUAAAUAUAUUAAUGAAGAAAAAGGGAAAAAUAAAAAAACAAAUCAACAUAUAUCAGAACAAUUUUUAUUUCCUACACAUUUGGUUAUAAUGUGUGCUGCAGCUAGCGAUUUUUAUAUUCCAUAUGAUGAAAUGCAUGAAAAUAAAAUUGAUAGUAAUUAUUCACCUCUUUGUAUUCAAUUAUGUUUAACUCCUAAAUUUUAUAAAAUCAUAAAUUCACAUUUUCCUCUUCUAAAAUAUUGUAUAUUCAAAUUAGAAGAUGAAGAAAAAAUACUUAUUGAUAAAUCAAAUGAACGAAUUAAAUAUACAGAUUUAUUAAUAGCUAAUUUAUUAACACAAAGAUAUGAUUAUGUGUAUAUUUUUAAAAAGCAAUUUGAAUAUAUCCUUUUGAAAAAAUCAAAUACUGAACAAAUCGAAAAUGAUAUAUGUUAUGAGAUAUGUAAGCAUUUUUCAAUCUUAUGA